This is a messenger RNA of Magnolia sinica, 922 nucleotides long. Its product is annotated as V-type proton ATPase 16 kDa proteolipid subunit-like. Gene Ontology annotation, molecular function: proton-transporting ATPase activity, rotational mechanism. The record is from RefSeq and is a predicted model, not a curated record. Lineage: Eukaryota; Viridiplantae; Streptophyta; Magnoliopsida; Magnoliales; Magnoliaceae. The transcript has 2 exons. The coding region runs from base 139 to 642 and encodes 167 amino acids. Gene Ontology annotation, cellular component: proton-transporting V-type ATPase, V0 domain. Gene Ontology annotation, biological process: proton transmembrane transport.
CUCUCUCUUUCUAGUGUCCAUCAUUCGUCGAGAAAUCUCCUCAAUCAUAUAAUACUUCGGAUCUAGAAAUCUCUUCUUCUCCAAAAACACUGAGAAGAGAGAGUAAAACUCUAGAUUUGCAGCAGAAAAAGCAAGGAGAUGAUGUCUUCUACUUUUAGCGACAACGAAACUGCUCCCUUCUUCGACUUCCUUGACGUCGUUGUUGCCCUCGUCUUCUCCUAUAAUUUCUUCUUUCUUGAUCUUCCUCUCCUUUCUUUCCAUAGCCAUGAUCCCUAUCUCUAUCUGUCUCUCUUUUCUCCAGUCUUGUUCUACUUCUUCACAGGCAUGGGGGCUGCCUACAGCACGACGAAGAGCGGUGUCGGCAUCGUGUCGAUGGGCAUGAUGCGCCUGAAGCUCGUCAUGAAAUUGAUCGUGCCUGUCGUCAUGGCUGGGGUCCUUGGAAUCUACGGCCUAAUUAUCAUCGUUACUAUAAGCACUGGGAUAAACCCGAAGGGGAAAUCAUAUUAUCUUUUCGAUGGAUAUGCGCACCUCUCGUCGGGGCUUGCUGGGUUGUCGGUCGGGAUGGCAAUUGGGAUCGUUAGUGAUGCUAGAGUCUGGCCACCGAUCGAAAGGCUAUCGCAGCUCGAUUUCAGUUCUUUUUGAAAUAUGGCCCACCCAAGUGGUGGCCUGCCAAAUAAGUUGUCUGAUCAUAACUUCCAUGAGUAGAAUCAAGAUGUUUUGGUAACCAAUGCAUGGAACUUCACCAAUCUGAUGCAUUUAACAGCAUUCCUCUAGCAUGGAAGAUUGGAACGGGAGGGGAAAUAGAUCGAAAUGCAUACCAAGGAGAUGAUCCUCCAGACUUCCCAAUGGCAUGUAUUCAUACACCAAAAUCCUCUGAUCACCCUCAGCGCAAUACCCAAUUAGAUUAACAAGAUUUGGGUGG